CGAAUCCAUCUCUGCGAACCUCUGCGCGCUUGCCAGACUUUAUCGACGGUCUAGCUUGCCAUAUCCGGUGUACGGGCAAGUCCAACCAGCAUCAAUUGAGGAGCCGACCAGCAUUGCCGUGCCGUGCUUUACAGAUCUGAUCUCAUACUAAGAAGCCGUGCGCGCCCUCCUUUUUGUCGCGCCCACCUCUCGACUCCCUCCCUCCCCCGGUCCGCGAUGGCGUCGGCGGCGAUGCGGCCCUCGAUGGGGGCCCUCGGCAGGAUAUCCUCAGCGCCGUCCCCGCUCCGUCCGCUCACGCAGACCGCUUCUCUCUCGACCACCGCCGCCCUCCUCAAGCGUCACAAGUACCGCGGUGCCCGGGAUAACAAGGACCACAGCAAGCACCGCGGCGAGUCCGCCGUCCGGCGCACCGGCACUCGCUGGCGUCUCUCCAUGUCGGACGAGCCCCUGCCGCAGCCCGUCCCGCGCAGCGAGCUGCCGCCCAUCGAGACGGACCCGGACCACGGCCUGUGGGAGUUCUUUGCCGACCGCAAGACCGUCGCCAGGCCGCCCGCCGAGGAGGCCAAGCACGGCCGUGCCUGGACCGCCGAGGAGCUGCGCCACAAGUCGUGGGACGACCUGCACCGUCUGUGGUGGGUGUGCGUCAAGGAGCGCAACCGCAUCGCCACGUCCAUGUGGGAGCGUAACAAGGGCAGGCUGGGCUUUGGCGAGAAGGAGUCCAGGAACCGGGAUUUUGAGGUCCGACGUACUAUGCGCGCCAUCAAGCAUGUCCUGACCGAGCGGUUUUACGCGUGGGAGGAUGCGGUCAAGCUGGCCGAGAAGGAUCCCGAGGUCAACCUGACCGGCAACGGCCCGGCUUUCACCCCGAGCAGCUAUCUCGAGCAGAGUGACACGGCUGCUCAAGGAGAGCAGGCGGCCGCGGCCGCAACCGCAGAGCAGACGGCGGAGAAAGCAGAGCCAGCUGCGACGGCAACCCCUGACCCGGCAACGAUACCCUCAUCUAAGCUGCAGGCCGAGACCACGAGGUUAUGAUGGGAUGAACCUGGACCAUGACUAGUCUAGUCAUGGUUAUUCUCCUUCGAGAUGGAUCCUGGCGGAAUACGGAGGCGGAUCGCCGGGGCUUCAUAAGGGAGAGUGUCUUGACGAUUUCGCCCUAGAGCCCUACAGUGGUGACGGCAUCACCAAUGCCUCCCCCCCUUUCCCCAACCCCGCCGUGUACAGAUAGUGUAUUGAGCAUUGUAUUGUGCAUGUUUCCCAGAUGGAAAUGGUGUCUCAGCCAAGGUCCCAUCUUCGACAUGGUUGUAAGCCAACCGAGAUUCUGAACAAUAAACAAUAAGGAGGAGCUAUCAAGCAUUAAUGAGCCGAG
This is a messenger RNA of Thermothelomyces thermophilus ATCC 42464, 1366 nucleotides long. RefSeq lists its product as uncharacterized. NCBI's taxonomy places the organism in Eukaryota, Fungi, Ascomycota, Sordariomycetes, Sordariales, Chaetomiaceae. The transcript has 2 exons. Gene Ontology annotation, cellular component: mitochondrial large ribosomal subunit; mitochondrial ribosome. Gene Ontology annotation, molecular function: structural constituent of ribosome. The record is from RefSeq and is a predicted model, not a curated record. Gene Ontology annotation, biological process: mitochondrial translation. The coding region runs from base 217 to 1032 and encodes 271 amino acids.